Molecule: messenger RNA, 524 nt
Organism: Brassicogethes aeneus
Lineage: Eukaryota; Metazoa; Arthropoda; Insecta; Coleoptera; Nitidulidae
Source: the annotation of a GenBank genome assembly
UAUUAAUAAUUACCUCACCAAAGACAUCCUAAAGAUGAAAUAAUCGUCGCUAUCAAUCAAAAUACCAAAGUGGGGGACAAUUAGGAUUAUAAGAGUAUAUAAAGAAUAAUUUUGACUAUUCAAAGCAAGUUGUAGUUCACAAGUAUCAUCAUCAUGAAAGUAGUUGCCGUCCUUUUUGCUCUUGUAGCUCUCUCGUACGCCGCUCCGCCGCAAGGGGGCGCCGAUAAGGACGCAGUAGUCCUGAAAUACGAUAACGACAAUAUUGGAGUAGAUGGAUACAACUUUGGUUAUGAAACCAGCAAUGGCAUUUCCGCCCAAGAACAGGCCACUUUGAACAACGCCGGUUCGGAAAAUGAAGCCAUUGCCGUUCGUGGUUCCUACUCCUUCACUGGCCCAGAUGGAGUUGUGUACACUGUUAACUACAUCGCUGACGAAAACGGUUUUCAACCACAGGGAGACCACUUACCCAAGGCCUCCUAAGAUGUUUAUUACAUCUGAAUUGUACAUAAAAUAAAUUAUUUUUU